This is a messenger RNA of Geodia barretti, 204 nucleotides long. Lineage: Eukaryota; Metazoa; Porifera; Demospongiae; Tetractinellida; Geodiidae. The record is from the annotation of a GenBank genome assembly.
GAGAGGUGUCAUCAUUUCAGGGGUGUCCUUAGAGAGGUGUCCUUAGAGAGGUGAUUUCACUACCUUAGCAUCCUUGCAUACUUCCUCAAAGACAACAUGAAGGGGUGUGGUUUGGAAGUCACAUAUGUUGAUAGAGACUUGGGCCAAGUCUUGGUCAUCAAGAUACCACCCAAUGGCCUUCACUGCCUUCAGUCUUCCUGGCUA